Osmia lignaria (orchard mason bee) is the source of this 640-nucleotide messenger RNA. NCBI's taxonomy places the organism in Eukaryota, Metazoa, Arthropoda, Insecta, Hymenoptera, Megachilidae. The record is from RefSeq and is a predicted model, not a curated record.
CGUUAAAGAUGAAGGAGGUGACAUGACUUGGUGGGGAUAUAUAUCUUGAUGUAGCGAUCCUCGAUGAGAUUAUCAUUUGGUCCUCGGCAUUCAUCUGCAAACGGUCUUCAAGUUGACAUCUUUAUCACUGCGUUUGUUCGUCGUGCGUGCUUCCUAGCUGAAUUAAAAACUAAUUUGGUCGUCCAAUAUGAAGAUGAAUUGUACUUGUGUGAUCCUGUUGCUCGCAGUAUGUGCUUUGUGGAUCUUUGGAGAAACUAUUUCAUGCGAUCAAUGUGGCAGAGAAUGUGCCGAUAUUUGUGGCACCCGGCAGUUUCGUGCUUGUUGUUUCAACAACAUGAAGAAGAGGCAGCUUGAUUUCGGAUCGCAAUCGUGGAUGAGAUUACAUCGGCAUACAAUACGAGUACAUCCAGAUUAUGAUAUGCAUUAAUUACUCAACAAUUUCGUCUCCGAUCGGCUUUAUAUGAUUUUCAAUCAUAAGAUACUUUUAAUUUUCGCUACCUCCAUUAGCUUAAAUAUACAAAAUAUUUCAAACGCAGUAAAAUAAAUAAUUUGAUUACUAAUAAAUCAAAUAGGUUUCGUGAUAAUAAAAAUUGCCAAUUCUAAAUUGGUCAUAAAUAUAAAAUUUAUUUAUACCUUAUUA